AUGUUUACAGGCAUCGUCGAGGAGAUUGGAGUCGUCUCCCGGCUCGUCGUCGACGACAGCAACGGUGGUGGCGGAGGCACCUCGGCCACCUUUACCAUCCCCCAAGGCUCGCCCCUCCUCAAUGACUGCCACGAGGGAGACUCGAUCGCCAUCAACGGCUGCUGUCUCACCGUCACUUCCUUCACCCCGACCAGCUUCACCGUCGGCAUCGCCCCCGAGACGUUGCGCAUCACCAACCUCGGCACCCUCAAGGAGGCCGGCCACGUCAAUCUCGAGCGCGCGGUCCGCGCCGAUACCCGCAUGGGCGGCCACUUCGUCCAGGGCCACGUCGACACCGUCGCCGACAUCCUCUCCGUGACGCCCGACGGAAAUGCCCUGACGUUCCGCUUCCAGCCCAGGAACAGGGCGAUGCUGCGGUACAUCGUCUUCAAGGGCUUCAUCUCCAUCGACGGCACGAGCCUGACAGUCACCAAGGUUGACGACGUCGAGGGCUGGUGGGAGAUUAUGCUCAUCGCCUACUCCCAAGAACGUGUCAUCCUGGCACAAAAGACCAAAGGCGACACCGUCAACGUCGAGGUGGACAUGAUGGCCAAGUACGCCGAAAAGUCGCUCGCCGGCCUGCUCGGCGCCGAAAGCGGCACCGCCUCCAUCCCCUUGCUCGAGAAGAUGGUCCGACGAAUCAUGGCUCAGGAGCAGGGUGCGACGUCGUAG
Molecule: messenger RNA, 711 nt
Organism: Drechmeria coniospora
Lineage: Eukaryota; Fungi; Ascomycota; Sordariomycetes; Hypocreales; Ophiocordycipitaceae
Product: putative riboflavin synthase, alpha chain
Exons: 2
Coding region: 1-711 (236 amino acids)
Biological process (GO): riboflavin biosynthetic process
Molecular function (GO): riboflavin synthase activity
Source: RefSeq, a predicted model, not a curated record